GUUUGUUAGAUAUACCCAUGUCUGUUUCUCUUAAUACCCAAAAUGCCAUUACCUUGUUCAAAUCCAUGAUUCAGAAAGACAAACCUACACUGGAUAGAGUCCCUUCUCUUGCCAAAUAGGAGACCUACUCUGGGCAAUUAACCCAUGAAUGACAGUUUGGAAUCAUGUUUUUGAACGACAGGAUUUGAAUAACGAGCAUACUACAAAAUGAAAGCUUGAACUUGUGCUCUCUUUUCUGCUAAAUCAUAUUUUUUCUUCCACAUCCAGCAUGUGAUGGGCAUGUGAACAUGCUGUACAUUCUCCAAUCAUUGCCAUGGUGACAUGGUGGAUCUUGAUCAAGAGGAAACUUCACCACCCACCACUGCUAACAUGUUUGCCAAGAAGAACGAUCUCCUCUCCACUGCCAUGAAGAGAACCAGUGAAUGGAUUUCUUCCCAAGAGAUUCCCAGUGAUGUCACAGUUCAUGCUGUAGGAACUCCCUUCCCAUUGCACAAGUUUCCAUUAGUCGCAAAGUGUGGAUACAUAAGGCAACUGGUGUCUGAAUCAAGUGAUGCCGAUCUCUCUACAAUUGAACUCCCUGAUAUUCCGGGUGGGGCAGAAGCAUUUGAACUUGCAGCAAAAUUUUGUUACGGAAUCAACUUCGAAAUAAGUACUGAAAACAUUGCCAUGCUCAGGUGCGUGUCCGAAUACCUUGAAAUGACAGAGGACUACUCUGUUGGAAACCUGGUGGGAAGAACAGAAUCCUACUUGAACGAAGUCGCGCUCAGGAGCCUUUCAGGAGCAAUUUCCAUUCUGCUGGCAUCCGAAAGCCUCCUUCCGAUGGCCGAAACAGUUAAAUUGGUCAGCCGAUGUAUUGAUACGAUUGCAUAUAUGGCAUGCAAGGAUACUCAGUUUCCUAUGUCAGAGAGUGAUAGUGGCAUUGAGGGUUUGAAUUCUUCUUCCUCAGGGUCUCAACUGAAACCACUUAUUGUUGAUUGGUGGGUUGAAGAUCUAACUGUUCUCAGAAUUGAUAUCUUCCAGAGGGUACUGAUUGCAAUGAUGGCAAGAGGGUUUAAGCAAUAUGCAUUGGGUCCAAUUCUCAUGCUCUAUGCUCAGCAAUCUCUUAGAGGUUUGGAAAUUUUUGGCAAGGGGAGGAAGAAAAUCGAGCCAAGACAAGAGCACGAGAAGAGGGUGGUUUUGGAAACAAUAGUUAGUCUUCUGCCAAGGGAGAAGAACGCCAUGUCAGUUAGCUUUCUCUCAAUGCUGCUUAGGGCUGCAAUAUACCUAGAGACGACGGUUGCCUGCCGGCUCAACUUGGAGAAGAGAUUGGGGCUGCAGCUCGGGCAGGCUGUUCUCGACGAUCUUUUGAUCCCUUCGUUUUCCUUCACAGGGGACACGGUUUUCGAUGUGGAUGCGGUGCAGCGGAUCAUGAUGAAUUACCUCGAAUGUGAGACGGAUGGGAGUCGUUUGGGCUACAGCGGAGAGGACGAUUUUUUCUCUCCUCCCCCAAGUGACACGGAGAGGGUCGGGAGGCUGAUGGAAAGCUACCUUGCUGAAAUUGCAUCCGAUAGAAACUUAUCGGUGUCGAAAUUCAUCAGUCUCGGUGAACUUGUGCCGGAGCAGUCAAGGGUUACAGAGGAUGGGAUGUAUAGAGCCAUUGAUAUUUACUUGAAGGCCCAUCCAAACUUGAGUGACUUGGAAAGGAAGAAAGUAUGCAGUGUGAUGGACUGUCAAAAACUGUCUCGGGAGGCCUGCGCGCACGCCGCCCAAAACGACCGCCUCCCCGUCCAAACCGUGGUCCAAGUGCUUUACUACGAGCAACAAAGGCUCCGUGAGGCCGUGAACGGCUCUGAAUCCCCUGCUCCUCCGCCCCACACCGUGAACCUUUACACCACCACCACCUAUAGCCACCCGGUCCCGGAUGAGCUCUCCACUCUAAGAAGGGAAAAUCAGGACCUCAAAUUUGAACUACUGAAAAUGAAAACGAAGUUGAAAGAAAUUGAGAAACCAGCUGGUGAUAAAUCAGCGAUAGGGAGCCCAUCGCGGAGCCCAUUGCCAUCUUUUGAUAAGCCUCCUCUUCCUCGAAAAUCAUUCAUAGGCUCAGUGUCUAAGAAACUUGGACGAUUGUAUCCUUUUGUGCGCGAUGGAGCCGCGCCUCCCAAAGGUCGGACCAAACCUCCCAAAGACCGGCGACAUUCCGUAUCUUAAAAGACAAAGUGAAAGUAAAACGGUUUCGUAGUUGGAAUUUAUUAUUUCUGAUCUCCAGUAAAAAAAAAAAAGGAGAGAAAAUAAUGGCUUUGGUGAAGCAUGUUUUCUAGCCGAUCCCAAUUGAUUGGAACUUAAGGCUCGCCUUGGUGAAGUAUGUUUUCUUGUUUUGUCUCUUGUGUGGUAUUGCUGCAAGUAUAUGGUAAUUAUUUCCUUGUUAAGAACUGGAAUUCAAAGCUGGUGAAUAGAGGGAGUAAUAUGGUGGGGAACUUCUUUGCUUGUACUGUUAUCCCGAAACCAUAAGGCAAAUUGUGAAUGAAAAAGAUCGAUACUGAUAGUGCAUAAGGCUUCUCUUUACAAUAGCAUUUCACUUGGUGCGA
This is a messenger RNA of Rhododendron vialii, 2564 nucleotides long. Its product is annotated as BTB/POZ domain-containing protein SR1IP1. NCBI's taxonomy places the organism in Eukaryota, Viridiplantae, Streptophyta, Magnoliopsida, Ericales, Ericaceae. The transcript has 5 exons. Bases 322 to 2187 code for a protein of 621 amino acids. The record is from RefSeq and is a predicted model, not a curated record. Gene Ontology annotation, molecular function: protein binding.